AUGCGUCCCCCACGAUCACCACACUUAAAACCUCUGUGCCUCCUCACCCUCCUCGCCCUCCUAACCACCACCGCCUCCGCCUCCCUCCUAAUAAUCACAAUCCCCCCCUCCCUUCUCCUCCCAAAUCCCAACUCUCUCCCCGCCUCCACCCACGCAACCCUCACAACCCUCCUCGCCCCAACAGACCCCGACGCCAACCCGACCCAGACCCUCCUCCUAAAAGCGCCCCUUACCCGCAAAUCGACCUUUGUCUUCGACAACCCCCGCGGAAAGGGGCCUCAGUCUUUCCUCCUCGAUAUUCGGUCGCGGGAUUAUGUGUUUGUGCCGUAUCGGGUUGAUGUUGAUGGGGAGGGCGGGGUGGUAGGGGUUUGGGAGACGUAUCGCGGGAAUGCGUGGGAGAAUCGGGGGCCGGAGAAGGUGGUGAUAAGGGAUGUGGAUGUGGCGAUCGUUGAGGCGAAGGUUGUGGGUGUUAGGGGAUUUUAUGAGGAGAGGGCUAAGUUCUCCCCGUUGAGCUUGUUUAAGAACCCAAUGAUUCUCCUCGUGGGCUUUGCCCUUGCCGUGACCAUUGGAAUGCCAUAUCUUAUGGAGCGGAUGGACCCUGAAACCCGCGCCGAAUUCGAGCGACACUCCCGCAAAUCCGCACUUACCGGCGCAGCCAAUGGCGCCGGAGCCGGGGCUGCACCUGGAGCUGCUGGAUUCGAUCUUGCUGGCUGGAUGGCUGGGACGAGCCAGGGACCCAUGGCCGCUCUGGAUUCGACAGUGAGAGCUGGCGCGGGGGCUAGCGCAAGUGGGAGAGAGAGCGGAGCGGCGGAGCGAAGGAGGAGGUGA
Molecule: messenger RNA, 828 nt
Organism: Paracoccidioides brasiliensis Pb18
Exons: 3
Coding region: 1-828 (275 amino acids)
Cellular component (GO): EMC complex
Source: RefSeq, a predicted model, not a curated record